This is a messenger RNA of Rotaria sordida, 1104 nucleotides long. The record is from the annotation of a GenBank genome assembly. NCBI's taxonomy places the organism in Eukaryota, Metazoa, Rotifera, Eurotatoria, Philodinida, Philodinidae.
AUGGCUUCAUCUCGUUUAUUUAAUAAUAUUGGAAGAAUUGGUAUUGCUUUAGCUAUUACUGAUGGUGUGAUUAAUUCUAUGCUUUAUAAUGAUUUACAAGCAAUGAACAUAACAUUACGUAUUCUUUAUCGGCCACGAGCUGAACUUUUACCGAAAAUUUUUACAAAUUUGGGUUUGGAUUAUGAAGAACGUGUUUUACUAUCGAUUACUAAUGAAGUUUUAAAAUCUGUUGUAGCUCAAUUUGAUGCUAUUGAAUUGAUUACACAACGUACACUUAUUUCUCAACGUGUUAGUGAAUUAUUAACAGAACGUGCUGCUCAAUUUAGUUUAUUACUUGAUGAUAUUUCAAUUACACAUUUAAGUUUUAGACCUGAAUUUACAAAUGCUAUUGAAUUAAAACAAGUUGCCCAACAAGAUGUUGAAAAACAACGAUUUUUAGUCGAAAAAACGGAACAAAGUCGUCAAGCAAAUGUUAUUACAGCAAAAGAUGAUGCUCGUGCAGCUGAUUUGAUUGGCAAAGCUUUAGAUGAAGUUGGUGAUGAAAAAGAAGAUCAGAUCAACAAUUCUCUAGAUCAAAUUAAAGAUUCGAGUACGAUUGAAAUGAUGAAUUUCGAUAAUCUCUUUCGACGUUUUAUAUUAACUCAAUCAUUUGUACGUGGUUGGGGAAAUCCAUUUCAUUUACAAGAAAUUUUUACCUAUCGACCUGAAAAAAUUGGCAAAGAAAAAGGUAAUCAAAAUAAUAUAAAUGCUAGAUUUCGUUCACCACUUGCCCAUUAUUUACCAGAUUUGGUUCCAUCUCAAAUAGCUACAGCUCAUUUUCAACUUGUUCUAUCACGUGAUCAUGGUUUUAAUCGACGAUGGUUAUUUACUGCAGUCUCAUUAAUUAAUCAAUAUCCUAUAGGUUCAAUUCUUCUUGAAAAUCCAUAUUAUGGUUUAAGAAAACCACCAGAUCAAUCUCGUCCAUCAUUAUUAUAUGUUACCAAUUUACAUAUCAUGGGUGAAGUACUUGUUUCAGAAACACUUAUGCUACUUCAUUGGUGUCAAAAAAUGAAAUUAACAUCAGCUAUUCUACAUGAUUUUUCUCUUAGUGGACAUAUGGCUUGA